CUAGACCCCCCCCCCCCUCUCUCUCUCUCCAUCCCCGGCCACCUCCGCGACCGGCCGUAGCCGGCCAUGGAGAGCCUCUUCAUGCAGGUCUUCGAGCGCCGGGACUGGGUCAUCGGGCAGAUGCGCCAGCAGGUCGACUCCCACGCCGAGUCCCUCGCCUGCGCCUUCCUCGCUGCUGGCCACCGCCCCCCGCCGUGGCUCCUCCCCUCUUGCGCCGCCGGUCUGCAAGAGCUAAAUGGCAAACCGAUUGUUCCGGGGUUACUUUUCGCUGGAAGCCAGAUUACUACACCAGCAACCAACAGAACCGUCUUUCAGCCACCAGCUGUUCCUUGUACUUCACUCAGAAACGUGGGGGUUCCAAAUGGAUAUGCUGGUCUAGACUCUAUUUGUGAUACCAUGGAUACUAACCAACAUGAAGUGUCUCAGCAAAAGCAGGUUUCAGUUGGCCAGGAGACUGUUGAGCCUAGUUCUGAAGUCAACAUGUUCUCUGUGGUAAAGCGUUCCAGGUCAAGACAGCGUCAUAUUGAAGAUCGCUCGCGUGAGAAGGGUCAAGCGACAAAUAGUGGAAUCAGGGAUGUUAUGCAAGACAUGAUGCAGAGUUCUGAACUUGCAACUGCAGGUUUGAACAAAACAACUGCAUCAUUAUCCUCCAAACCAUGUGGUGACGGUGAAAACAAUGCUAUAACAACGGCCUCUUUGCCAGGUCAGGAAAAAGGUUUUUAUGCCAAUCAGGAUAGAUCAACUGAAUUUGUCAAGUGCAGUAAAGAUGGUGAUCUUGGAAAUCAAGGAGUUAAGUUAGAUUGUUCUCAGAACCAGAUUGUAAGUUCUGAUAAUAAUGUCAAGGUUUCUGUUAGAAGUUCUUUCGGAGUGCAAGUUACAGGCACUGUGUGCCAUGCACUCCCUGAAACUUAUCUGUCGGUUGAGCCGAAAAAACUUCAAUUCGAUGGUGUCGAAUCAGUUUGCAUGAAUCCUGCAAGUGAACAGACGAUGCAGCAACCAGUAUGUGCCCUGGAAGGUGCCAAUCUUGAUCUUGCUGUGGCACAUCCCUUAAAUGAAGACCCAUCUUCUACCAGCUAUUCUCAAGUUCCUCAGGAGCAACAUCUGUUGGCCAGAACAUCUUUAGAAUUCAAGGAGACUGAUAUGGAGACUCCCAUGAGCCCCACUUCCCCGGUUACACAGAAUGAGACGCUCAAUGGAAAGGCAGCAUAUGAUGCGGUCAAAUGCCAUUCAGGAAAGCUGAGCGAUGUGCAGAUAAAAUUCUCAGCUUUGACCAAAGCAUGCAACAUUUCUGUCAGCAACAAAAAGGCUGAGUCUGAAGUGCCAGAAGUUAUGAGCAGUGUUUCAGCUAGAAGAACCAGCGAAAUGCACUCAACUGAAAGGAACAGUAUGACUUCAGCCGAAGAUCUGCAACAAAAUGGAACGGAACAAGACACCUGUCUUAUUGAGAAUGUUGUUAAAGAAAAUGUUAAUUCAUGUACAGCAGAAAACGAUAAACGGAAAUCUUCACAGCCUUCUGUUCAAUACUUACCUAGUGCAUCACAUGAGAAAAACAUUCUACUCGGGUCAGACAGAAGCAGUGUUGCUUGUGACCAGAAGAGGUCACUUCAAGAUGGAGUUGAAGCAAGUGAUAGUUUGUCAUCUAAAAGGAGAAGAAUAAGGCGCCGAUCAGACUUUGACCUUUCCGGGACUCCUUGCACAAAUUCAUCGUCUCUGAACCACCAACAUGACAUUUCUGGUCAUAUGUUAACCUCGACAAAUUUCUCAGAGAAAUCCCAUCCUUCAGGUCCUUACUUCACAAGGAGUUCAGGAUCCUGCAAGAGCAUGUCUCUGGUGUCAGAGGGGGAGAAUGCUGCAAGUGAUGUUUAUGGAAAUGGGAAUUUUUCAUGUGGAAGAAGAAAUAAAACUAGUCUAUUAAAUGGCGUUCUUGGUAACUCUCCAACCGCAAGCACUAGCAGGAGUGCACUGGAAGGACUGGUCUUCAAAAUUUCUCAAGAACAGAAACAAAAUAAGUUGGAAGUUGAGUUUCUGACAGCAACUGCUGCUUUGCCUUAUUGCUCUGACAUCCUAUCUCAUAAUGAGGAAAACUGCACACAGCAGGAAGGUACUUGCUUUGAAGGUCAGGACCUAAAUGUCACUGCUGCAAGUGUGGCAGGCCAGGAAAUGGCUCCUGAGAUGGAUAACUUAUCAUCUCCAAUUGCAAUAUUAAAUCAACAAAAUUAUUCUGGAAUGGGACUGUUUACUCGAUUCCCGAGUUAUGAACAAGCAUCUGCUCCUAAUGCACCGUUUCAUGAGAAAUUAUGGUAUGACUCGAAUGUAUGUGGUAGGAAAUAUAAAAGUUGUGAUCCAAAGGGACAAUUGGGUGAUGAAUCGUUUGAUUGUGAUGGUUCAAUGCCAGUAAUGGAGAUCUUUGAUGUCUCUGACCAUUUGGACAGCCCAAUUAUCGGAAAAAGGUCAUUUGAGUCCCUUCACGAUUGUCACCAACUAGGCACCAUUUGUUCAGAUCCUCCAAACAAGCAUAAUACUAACACAACUAGUUUGCAUCUGCCAUUGACAACUACUAUGUCUGGUAAACCCAGAAAGUGUCGCCUCUCUGAUGAUCUGCAAUACAGUGCUAGUAACAGUCACAGUGGUCUGGACUCCUUUGGAUAUGAACUUGAUUCGUUUUUUAUUUCUGAUGGCAUAGCCUCUUGCUCUUCAAAUACCAGCAGCAGACAAGAGAUUAAUAAAACUCAUUUGACUCCAUCUGUUGAAAAAUAUUGCCAGAAACUUUCAUUAAGAUCUGGAUCUGGUUCAGAACAUAUGGGUUCUAUUCCUGAACUUGAAGUCUUUCGAAUUGAUGAAGACAACAGCAUUCCGGAAGAAGAUGAGUACCAAGACAUGGCUCCUGGAUCUGUAGAUGUGAAUUACUCAUGCCAGCGACAAUCUGGGGGAACAGCACUUCAGGAUAUGACUGGAUUAUGUCAAGACAAUGGAAAUUCUCCGUCUCAUUUGAUGAGAAGCAUGGAUAAAGGUAACAUAGACUUGAGUGCAGAAUCUGUCAGUAGUGAGCUCACUCAUCAUUCAAAUAUCAGAAAUAAUAGCAGUAAGCCAAGAUACAAUCACCCUACUUCAGUUAAGAGAGUAGGAAAAGUAUCCUGUUCUCUUCAUGACAGAUCAGGUACGACAGAAAUAAUCAAAAACAGAAGUGGAAGACAUAGGAGUGAAGCAAAUAUUGACAAACAAGGCACGGCAGAGAUAAUCGAUAGCAGAAAUGGAAGACACAGGAGUGAAGCAAAUGUUGACAGACAAUCUAAGCCUAGCAAUAUUGUUGCCAAUGUGACAUCUUUUGUACCUCUUGUAAAACAAAAGUUGCAAUCUACAACAGUGUGCGUUAAAAAAGAUGGUAAGGUGAAGGCACUCAAGGCAGCUGAAGUUGCAAAACGUCUUGAAGAGAAGAAACAAAAGGAGCAAGAAAAGCGCAAAGCGGCUGCAAAAGCAGAGCGUGAAAGACUGAAGCAAGAGAAGGAACAAAAACAAAAACUUGAAGAGGAACAAAAGAAGAGACGAGAAGUUGAUGCGGCUGCUAAGAAGCGGCAGAGGGAAGAAGGGGAAAAGAGGGAAACGAUGAAAAGAAGAAAAUGCAUGGAUGAAGCUCGAAAGCAACAGAAGCAGCCUAUGGAUAGACAACGAGGCAUGAAGGAUGAGAAAGAUGCUCGUCAAAAAGCUUCUGAUAAUAUGGAGCCAAGGAAGAAUUUGGUUGAUGUAGGCAAAAACCAAGUUAAACCCGAUGAGACUAACGAACAUGCCCUUCGAUCCAAGGCCAAUGAAAGUAAGGACGAGAAACGUGUUGCAGUAGAUGACAGGAAUGCAAGUUUUGGAUCUGAUGCUAAGGAAAAUACCCUGAACAGUCUCGAGGAGUCCUACACAAUGACUCCGUAUAAAGACUCUGAUGAUGAGGAUGAUGAUGAUUACGACGGACAUGUACAAGAAGCAAGGCGCAGAAGGAAAUUUGUUCCUUCUUGGGCUCGAAAAGAAAACCUGGAUAACAUCUUACUAUCCAAUAAAGCAUUAAACCCUAGAGAGAUUUUUGCACGGAAGCUGUCCUUCAACAUAUCUGAAGUUCUUUCGGCCCAGCGUGUCGAAAGAUAGCCUUCCAUUCCAUUUGAUGAAGUAGCGCACUCCGGACUAUACUAUACCUGAAGUGAGCUGGCGUGGCGCUGCUGCUACUGAACUACUAUAGGCAAGGCGGAGGCGGGUGAAGAAGAGGUCUAGGUCCAUGAGGCCCAAGAAUCUUUCUCAGUGGCUUGUGCUGCUGCUAUUGAACUACUAUAGGCAAGGCGGAGGCGGGAGAAGAAGUGAAGAAGAGGUCUAGGUCCAUGAGGCCCAAGAAUCUUUCUCAGUGGCUUACAAGCCCAAACUGGGCCUGUUAAGGUCUACUGUUAUAUAUAGAUUAGGGCUCUUUGUGUAAUAGAUGGCGAGGAUUUGAACGGUUAAGGCCGAAGCUUGGACACGAGAGAGGAUAGAGGUGCGGGUGGCUGGAAGGAAUUCCUCUAUUUGUCCUCAAAUUCGAACUUGAUUUCAAUCCACCAUGAAAUUUGCAAGUCCA
Hordeum vulgare subsp. vulgare (domesticated barley) is the source of this 4585-nucleotide messenger RNA. RefSeq lists its product as uncharacterized. The transcript is spliced from 10 exons. Lineage: Eukaryota; Viridiplantae; Streptophyta; Magnoliopsida; Poales; Poaceae. The record is from RefSeq and is a predicted model, not a curated record. Bases 67 to 4128 code for a protein of 1353 amino acids.